Daphnia magna is the source of this 853-nucleotide messenger RNA. RefSeq lists its product as uncharacterized. NCBI's taxonomy places the organism in Eukaryota, Metazoa, Arthropoda, Branchiopoda, Diplostraca, Daphniidae. The transcript has 3 exons. The record is from RefSeq and is a predicted model, not a curated record. The coding region runs from base 146 to 853 and encodes 235 amino acids.
UACAUGUACGAAUAAUAGUCUGCUCUCGUGCUCUGCUCUCAGACGGCACUUACCCUUUACGCUUCCUGACUUUUUUGCCUCGUGCAGAACCGCAGAACUUUUUUUCAACUCCUUUACAUUGUCAAUCAAGUCUUUAACACGCCAAAUGGCAAGAAUAGUUGUAGCAAAAUUUCAAUCUUUGAAAGAACCUGUUCUCGUAAAAAAACUUGUAAUUCCUGCACAUGAUCCAAAAAGAUCUGACGUUGAAGUUUUCAAAGAACUAUUGCUCAAGGAAAUGCUGGCAGACAUGACUGUUCGUAUCCUAGGGGGUAACGAAAAGACAAAUCUUGAAGACAUUUCAGUUCUAAAAUAUGACGAAGAUAUUGAUACAGAAGUAGACGUACAUAUGAACGACAUAUUUGGUCAAAUUGAACGAAGUAUUCUCGUCAAAUUGAGAAAUACAGAAAUGAGAAAGUCUCAUGUUACUAGGAUAGAUGAAUUUUUGGAGAACAGUAGAAAUCGGAAGCGGAAGACGGCUGCCGAUGUCAGUGAUGAAGAUACAUCACUUUCAUCAACAGACGAUACUGAACAAAGCACUGACUUUGUCUAUUCUAGUUCCGAUGCAAACGCUCAAUAUCUCUCGACAAACAAAAUUAAGAAAAGAUAUAUGAAAAAGAACGUUACCGUCAAGAAGAAGUGCGUUAGAAUUGCGAAAAGACCCGAAAGUGAAUAUUCACGUAACUGCGACUCUUUAUCAAUGGAGCCCAAAGGGCUAAGUGUGAUGACAGCAGAUGAGAAGCACGAAGAACAUCCCAGCUUCAUCAUACUAUUUUUGAUAAUUGUUGUCCUUCAUCAACGCUGCCCAAAAGUCUAG